AUGACCGUCUUUAAUAUCGACGAGGAGGACAACCUCAACCGUAUGCGCCGCGGCGAUCUGUACUACGCCUUCACGCCCGAUUUGGUAGCUGCCCGUAGGCGAUGCAGGCAAGCCGUCACUCGACUCAACGCAGCCGAUGACCCAACACGCCGCGAGAUGGCUGAAUUCUGGAGACAGAUCACAAACGACGACCGCCCUUUACCUCCGCCUGCAGCCACAGAAGAUGAGGAGGACAACGUGCUGCACGAGUAUCCCUGGAUUGAAGCCCCCAUCAGGAUCGAUUACGGCACGAAUAUCAAAGUUGGAAGCAAUGUUUUUAUCAACUUCAACUGCACAAUACUUGACACAUGCCAAGUAACCAUCGGUUCAAGGACGUUGAUUGGGCCAAAUGUUUCAUUCUUCUCCGGUACGCAUCCUUUGGAUCCUGAGCUGCGUAAUGGCACAAAUGGACCAGAACUGGGCGGUACAAUCACUGUAGGUGAAGAUUGCUGGAUUGCGGGCAACGCGACCAUUCUUCCGGGUAUCACGAUCGGUGCUGGUUCCACGGUUGGUGCGGGAAGUGUUGUCACAAAGGUUUGUUGCACUUGCACCUCGUUCCUUGUGUUACGGUAUCUGACAUUUCCCAAGGACGUGCCGCCUUACCAUGUGGUUGCUGGAAACCCUGCCAAAAUCAUUCGUAAGCUUGAAAGGAACCCCAACGGAAAGCAAGAAGUGUAG
This is a messenger RNA of Fusarium musae, 717 nucleotides long. RefSeq lists its product as uncharacterized. The transcript is spliced from 2 exons. Lineage: Eukaryota; Fungi; Ascomycota; Sordariomycetes; Hypocreales; Nectriaceae. The coding region runs from base 1 to 717 and encodes 238 amino acids. The record is from RefSeq and is a predicted model, not a curated record. Gene Ontology annotation, molecular function: acetyltransferase activity.